Molecule: messenger RNA, 1274 nt
Organism: Radiomyces spectabilis
Lineage: Eukaryota; Fungi; Mucoromycota; Mucoromycetes; Mucorales; Radiomycetaceae
Exons: 2
Coding region: 289-1080 (263 amino acids)
Biological process (GO): spliceosomal complex assembly
Cellular component (GO): nucleus; catalytic step 2 spliceosome; U2 snRNP
Molecular function (GO): nucleic acid binding; zinc ion binding
Source: RefSeq, a predicted model, not a curated record
ACCAAAAGAGCUGACGCACACGGCGUAUUUCCUGUCAGCCCAGGAACUCAAAGUGGAUCUUCGAGCUUGGGCUCAGAAACACAAGCAAUGAAUAGGCUGGUGGAUGGAUUGACCGUCACAUUUCGAUUUUUUGAUUUGUUGGGAAAAAGGCAGCACACACCCAAAGUUUCUUGUUGAUUCCGCCGCUGUCCUGUAAAAUUCACAGAAUUCCGGCUUCCUCUUUUCUUUUUUUUCCCAGUUUCCCUUUUUCCUUGUCUAUAUAAAACAUCUCUCACUUAAAAAAGCAGCAUGGAUUUCCAGAAUCGAGUAGGAAGCAAGAUUAGAAGUGGUGGUGUAGCGAGCCAUUCCGAAGCCAAUGUGGAUCGUCGUGAGCGACUUCGCAAGCUUGCAAUGGAAACGAUUGAUUUGAACAAAGAUCCGUACUUUAUGAAGAACCAUCUUGGAUCGUACGAAUGUAAACUUUGUCUGACGCUGCAUACCAACGAAGGCUCGUAUCUUGCGCAUACUCAGGGUAAAAAGCAUCAAACCAACCUCGGUCGUCGUGCCGCCAAAGAAGCAAGAGAAUCGGCCAUUACGCAACCGGAUGUUGGACCUGCCAAACCGGCCGUAACCCUCAAACGCAAUGUGAUUAAAAUUGGUCGACCAGGUUACCGUGUGACGAAGAUCCGCGAUCCUGUUACCCGUCAGCUUGGUCUCUUAUUCGAAAUCCAUUACCCUCAAAUCGCUGCCGAUGUUAUUCCCCGUCACCGUUUCAUGUCGGCGUACGAACAAAAGAUUGAAGCACCCAACAAAGCACAUCAGUAUAUGAUUGUCGCCGCCGAACCUUACGAAUCUAUAGCAUUUAAGGUACAAAGCAAGGAUAUCGAUAGAGCUCCUGGCAAAUUCUGGACACAUUGGGAUCAGGACUCCAAACGAUUUUCUUUACAAUACUUUUACAAGAGCGAUAAAGGACCUACCAUGUUUGAAGGUGUCACUGCUCCCGGAUCCAACCCACCCAAUGUCAACACUCCCUCCACAAACGCUCCCAGUGCAAAUCCCCCCAGUGCAAACGCCCCCGGUGUGGCGCAGCCUGUCAGCUAGACAUCUCUUUGUAUCUAUCACAAUAACGUCAUAAUAAACCACAAGGAAAAAAAGAAAAAGGGAGUAUAUAGAGUUUCUUGGCACAGCACUCAUUACGCAAUAUCAAGCAACUGGCAAUGUCAAAGUUGUAUUAUAUGCAGAAAAGUUGCAUAAUCGUCAUUGAUGCCAAGGUGGAUAAAAUAAGGUGGUCAGAG